GCCGGCUCCCGUGCAGUGGCGGGGAUGGCGAGCCGCAGAGUCCAGGCGGUGACGAUAGCAGCGAUUCCGCCAUUGGAUGAGGAGGCUUGAGGGACGGGCCGGCGUGGUGAACAAGGAGAAGCUGAGGCGUGUGGCCCCGAGAGAGCGAGGGCAAUGGAGGCCAACAUGCCGAAGCGGAAGGAGCCUGGCAAGUCCCUGCGCAUCAAAGUCAUCUCCAUGGGCAACGCUGAAGUGGGAAAAAGCUGUAUUAUAAAGCGAUACUGUGAGAAAAGAUUUGUCUCUAAAUACCUUGCAACAAUUGGAAUUGACUAUGGAGUCACAAAGGUACAAGUCAGAGACAGAGAAGUCAAAGUUAACAUCUUUGAUAUGGCUGGACACCCGUUCUUCUAUGAGGUCCGUAAUGAGUUUUACAAGGACACGCAGGGUGUGAUACUGGUCUAUGAUGUUGGGCAGAAAGACUCCUUUGACGCCCUGGAUGCGUGGCUGGCAGAAAUGAAGCAAGACCUUGGACCUCACGGAAACAUGGAGAACAUUGUGUUUGCCGUGUGUGCCAACAAGAUCGACUGUGCCAAGCACCGCUGCGUCGAUGAAAGCGAAGGGCGUCUCUGGGCCGAAAGCAGAGGCUUCCUGUACUUUGAAACUUCAGCACAAACUGGAGAAGGAAUUAAUGAGAUGUUCCAGACCUUUUAUGCAUCCAUAGUCGAAUUAUGUGAAAAUGGAGGGAAGCGUCCCAUCACAAAUAGCAGUACUAGCUUCACCAAGGAACAGGCCGACACCAUUCGCAGAAUUCGAAAUAGCAAAGACAGUUGGGACAUGUUGGGAGUCAAACCUGGGGCCUCAAGGGAUGAAGUCAACAAAGCAUAUCGGAAGCUCGCCGUGCUGCUCCACCCUGACAAGUGCGUAGCGCCUGGCAGCGAAGAUGCCUUCAAAGCGGUGGUGAAUGCCCGGACAGCCCUCCUGAAAAAUAUCAAGUAGAAACGAGGAAAAAAGACAGGUGUCGGGCUCCAGUGCCAACAGACUUUCCCUGGAGGUGGAAUAGCCAACGUGGGUUAUUUCCUCCACAGAUUCUUACCGCUCUUUUCACUCAUCUGUUGUCAUUUGUAAAUCGAUGAUUCAGGGGCCUGUUACCAUUUUUACAGGGAGAUGAAAUGAAGAGAACCAAGCGCCACCUGAACACUGGAGUUCAGUUCAUAUUUCCAAACUGAAGUCAAGGGCUCCCCUAGGCCCCUCCCUCGGGAAGUCCCUGAGGUUUCAGGGAGGAGGAGAGAGAACAGGAGGACCCUCCCUCCCUCCCCCGCUCCCUCCCUUCUUCCUUCCCUUCUUCCCUCCUUCCCUCCAACAUCAGAGAAAAAAACAAGAAAAACAGAAGCAGACAAUAUCAAAGCCCCUGAAAGUUUGGUGUGACCUCACAAGCAAGUCGCUCCUUUCAGAAUGAGUUCCUUAGGUGCUAUUUUAAACAUCAAUCAAAAAUUAAUUAACUCAGCAGCAGCCCUUUGGAAGUUUGUGAAACAAAGUGACACAGUUCUGAAUUAAGCAGCCCAUUUAUGACAUGGAGCGCGUUCCCUUCUCCAGCCACUAGGGGGAGAGACAGGCCAGUCCUAAGUGAGUCAAAGCAAUGGCAGCCUCCCUUAGGGGUGCACUGUGCUGCUCGUCGUGCUCCUGGACCGGAGGCCUUUCCCUGGCUGUGCAGGCGGGUGCUGAUUCUGUGCGCAGCAUCAUCGCCUGGGGAUCAGGAAUGAGACCCGGGACGGUGCGGGCAGGCCAGGCCAGGCUGCGCGACCGUCCUGUGCGUGCACAGCCAGCUCGCUCGGCGCGUUGCUGCCGUAGGGGAGCCCCCGUGUGAGGCUUCUGCCUUGUGUUGUGUGUCUGCCUCAUUCGCCACAGACCGGAGGGAAAGGCGGGGUGCCUCUCGGCAAGCCAGGCCCCGCUCCGCUUCCUCACAGUGUUACUUCCCCUCCUGUUUGUUCAUACACCACAUCU
Pteronotus mesoamericanus is the source of this 1980-nucleotide messenger RNA. It is a transcript of the gene DNAJC27, whose product is annotated as DnaJ heat shock protein family (Hsp40) member C27. The record is from RefSeq and is a predicted model, not a curated record. The coding region runs from base 154 to 975 and encodes 273 amino acids. NCBI's taxonomy places the organism in Eukaryota, Metazoa, Chordata, Mammalia, Chiroptera, Mormoopidae. Gene Ontology annotation, cellular component: lysosome; late endosome; phagocytic vesicle. Gene Ontology annotation, biological process: phagosome-lysosome fusion. Gene Ontology annotation, molecular function: GTP binding; GTPase activity. The transcript is spliced from 7 exons.